GCUUGAUCGAUUGCUGACAGAAGUCCUGACAUUUUACUAUCAAUACCAUUACCAGACUUGUUUUGCCCGUACAUCCUAAAUUUUUAAUUUGUUUGUCCCGAGCACACUCCGCGCUCAAUACAUGCGAAGAUAUUAGCAGUCAAACUCUUUCUAGCGACGAAGUAACAGUUUGAACAUCAUGGAAUUGGCGAAUUCCGAGAAAAAUGAUACAAACGUUACUGUUGAUAGAUAUGUUAGCUCUUUAUACAAUCUUACGCAAGAAGAUAGCAACUGGAUCGUCACGAGUUCCUUCAUGAUUUUUACAAUGCAAACAGGUUUCGGAAUGUUAGAGUCUGGCUGUGUAUCUUUGAAAAAUGAGGUCAAUAUCAUGAUGAAGAAUGUAGUCGACAUAGUUCUCGGCGGCUUGACUUAUUGGAUCUUUGGAUUCGGAUUUAGCUUUGGCUUGUGCAAACCCAAUAACCCUCUAAUCGGCAUUGGAGGUAUAUUCGUAGAUCCUCCCAUCGACGACGAAUACAUGGGUUCCAUUUGCGCCGCAUUUCUAUUUCAAUUGAGUUUCGCCACCACUUCUACAACCAUCGUUAGUGGUGCUAUGGCAGAACGGUAUUUAUUUUCGCAAAUACGAUAUCGAAGACGUAUCAGUUAUACAUUUUGUAUUUCUAGAUGUAAUUUUAAGGCAUACUGCCUUUUCUCGUUUUUGAACACUAUUGUGUACUGCAUACCAGCUGGGUGGGUAUGGGGCGAUCAUGGUUUUCUGAACCGCAUAGGGGUCGUUGAUAUUGCUGGUUCAGGCCCGGUGCAUCUUGUUGGUGGUGUUUCAGCUCUCGCUUGUGCCAUCAUGCUCGGUCCCAGAAUAGGCAGAUACGACAACGGCAUCGACCCUCUACCACUUGGAUGUCCAGUCAAUGCUAUUAUGGGAUUGUUUGUGCUAUGGUGGGGUUGGUUAGCGUUCAACAGUGGUAGUACUUACGGAGUAACCGGUGAUCGAUGGCAGUACGCCGCUCGAGCGGCUGUCUCCACGAUGAUAGCCAGUAUGGGAGGUGGUCUCAUCGGUUUGGGAUUUAGCUUGACUAAUCCGAAUGGAAUUGAUAUCCUUAGUCAGAUAAAUGGUGUUCUUGGCGCACUGGUAGCAGUUACCGGUGGAUGUUUCCUGUAUAGAAAUUGGGAAGCGAUGAUAGUCGGAAUGGUAGGUGGUUUUAUCACGUGUAUCACAAUGCCCGCAUUAGACAGAAUUCACAUAGAUGAUCCUGUUGGUGCAGCCGCCACUCACGGCGCAAGUGGUAUCUGGGGAGUUAUUGCCAUCGGUUUAUUUGCUGAUAAUCCUCAUCCCCUUGAUACCACAAGUGGAAGAAAGGGCUUGUUCAAAGGAGGUGGUUGGUACCUUUUAGGAGUACAAAGUUUAUCUGCACUUUGCUUAUCAAUUUGGAGUUUCUUCAGCUCUAUUACACUGCUAUGGAUAAUAGAUAAAAUAAUACCAAUUAGAAUGGCAGUUUAUGAAGAAGUACUCGGAGCUGAUCUUGUAGAACAUAGAAUACGUCAUUCAAAGAUAGGUGUGAGUCGUGCUAUGUCAGCGCUUCGACCGUUUACUAUGGAAGAAGUACUAAGGAAUGUACCUCCUGUAGGCAUGAAUCCUGGUCACGAUUCAUAUAUUACUCAGCAUCAAAAGAAGAAAUUAGCGAAUUUCUCAAAAUCUGGGAAACCUCAAUUGCCAAAGAAGCUGGUGGCGAGAAAUUCUCAAAUCAGGACGAUCGCAGACUCUACGAUAACCGCGGAAGUGAAACCACAGUUUGCUUGGAUAGAUUAAAAAAAAACGGAUCCACAGUGAGACUUAUACUUUAUCAGAGAUGUAAAUUGUUUAUUACAAAUGUAUAAACAUAGAUACGUGCACAAUGUAAUUUCGUUGUAUUCUAAUAUGUCCGAAUAAUAUGUAUGUGUCUGUGCGACAGACACACGUUUCUUAAUAAAUACCUAAAUUUUUAUUCAUUCACACAUAUAAAUAUUGAUCGCGGUCAUACAUGCGCGCUCGCACACACGACACAGAGAGCUAAAUGGACAUGAUAAGUGGAUCACAGACAAACUGAAUUUUAACACUGCUUAAUCAGUGGCACAAAUAUGGUUUCAAUCGACUAAAUUAGCUAAAUUAGCUAAUAAAAGUGUUCAUAACACUUGAUAAGAUAAUGCAUAUUAUUGUAAGAAAUAAAAUAUUUCGAUAAAUAUU
This is a messenger RNA of Acromyrmex echinatior (Panamanian leafcutter ant), 2215 nucleotides long. RefSeq names its product Ammonium transporter (gene Amt). Lineage: Eukaryota; Metazoa; Arthropoda; Insecta; Hymenoptera; Formicidae. Gene Ontology annotation, cellular component: plasma membrane. Gene Ontology annotation, biological process: ammonium transmembrane transport; ammonium homeostasis. The record is from RefSeq and is a predicted model, not a curated record. Gene Ontology annotation, molecular function: ammonium channel activity.